AUGUCGUCAGCAGUGGCGGAGUCGUUGACUGCCGAGUGGUCGGAAGAGGAGGUUAAGAGCGCGUUUCAGUCGAUGACGAAAAAUAAGGCUCCUGGCCGGGACGGCUUGCCAAAGGAGCUCUUUGAAGCGCAUUGGGACAUCCUGGGCAAACACUUCAUGUCGCUGGUGAAAAGUUUCUCGGACACGGCGUCCCUCCCAGCCUCCACAAAAGACGCAGUAACCAUCCUGCUGUACAAGAAAUGGGGUAGAGAUCAGCUGGAGAACUACCGUCCAAUCACAUUGCUCAGCUUCACCUACAAAGUGAUAGCGCGUGUGGUAGCGGACAGGAUGAAAAAAUUGCUCUCGGAGGUAGUCUCACCGGAGCAGUUUGGCUUCUUACCCGGGAGGAGGUUGUCGGACGCUGUGGGGCUAGUGGCGGACAUUAUCGAAGCGGCCAAAAAUAAAGAUAAAGAUUGGUACCUCCUGCUUGUUGACUUCAGGAAGGCCUUCGACUCGGUGUCGCGGAGAUUCCUGUUUACGGUGCUGGAGAAGAUGAGCUUCCCUCCCCGUUUUGUCGGAUGGAUUCGGGGCCUGCAUGAGAACACACGGACAAGCUUGUCGGUUACCGGUUGGAUUGGUGAAGCGGUCGAAGUGGUCUCGAGGGUGCGUCAGGGUUGCCCCCUAGCACCUUACUUGUUUUUGUGCGCGGUGGAACCGCUGGCGCAAGAAGCGGCGAACCGGAGGAUAGGCAUUUCCGAGGGUGAUCAGCGGCUGGCGUACCUUGGUUAUGCCGACGAUACAACUCUUAUCCUGGAGGGGGAGGAGCAGAUUGCAGCGGCAGAGAAGCUGUUAGAAGAGUUUGCAGGGGAGUCAGGUCUCGCUACUAACAAGGAGAAGUCAGUUGUCUUACCACUGGGGUCGAAUCUGGGCAGGCAGCCCUGGAAGACCGAUGGUUUCAAAUGGGCGAAGGCUGAUGAGGCAGAAAGGUUGCUGGGGGUGUGGGUGACUCCUGCUGGAAGCUGCAAUCCUACAUGGGAGAAGGCUUUCGCACAGAUUAAGCGGAAAUUGUCGCAGUGGGAGGCGCAGCACCUCACAACUGGCGCUCGUGCUGCGGUGAUAAACUGCUACAUCUCACCAAUAAUCUUCUUUCAGGCUCAGGUGUACCCGCCACCGAUGGAUAUUUGGGGGAGGAUACUGAAACUGACGCACAACUUCAUGUCGAGAAACCGGGCCUCUACCGACAAGGAAUUCAUACUGUGGAGCAGAGAGCUGCUGUACAUGGCCAGAGAAGAGGGGGGCGUCGGUGUGAAGGACCCCGAAAUCGCACUUACCUGCCUAAUUGCCAGAAAGAUCGAGCUGCUGCUCACCGAGACGAACGCGCUGAAACGCGACAUCAUGCUCCAGGCUGCGGACUUGCCGCUAGGAACGGACACUUUCGUCGCUCACGUGAAGCUGCUCAAAUGCUGGCGCGGGAAAAGCGAGCGGUGGAAGCUUGCGUGCGCUAACUUCAUGCAGUCGCCGCUCGCCAUCACGCCGCUUGAUUUAUCACGGGAGGAAGCUGCGAGGGAACGGAUCGUUUUCAACCGCCAUAUCCUGAUGAAUGGCACGACCCCGGUGGGCAGCCAGAAAGCCGCGGAGAAAUUGUGGGAGGUGCGUCUGGGAGACCUGCUGACUGCGGGUGGUGACGGGAGCCGGCGUGUAAAGGAUGACAAAACCCUAGCGAGGGAGCUCGGUGGCUCAAAGCAGGCGAAGCUUGCUCUACGGGCGUGGGAAGCAGCACCGCAGAGCUGGAAGCUGCUUCUCCUCUCAGCCGAGCAAUCUGGCGCACCCACCACCCAGCUCCGCACUCCGCUCCAGCGCACAGCGGCUUUCAGUGGUGGGGGGGCUACCAUCGCUGAAGGAUUUGAAGGGAAAUUGGCAACAGUCGAAACAUCAAUCGGCCAAACGGGAGCUCUGGGCGGGCAGAUGGGCAGGAGCUAUUGA
Molecule: messenger RNA, 1962 nt
Organism: Closterium sp. Yama58-4
Lineage: Eukaryota; Viridiplantae; Streptophyta; Zygnematophyceae; Desmidiales; Closteriaceae
Source: the annotation of a GenBank genome assembly